GGCCGCCUUAUCUGUCAGGCCAGGAAACGCGAAUAUCCGGGCUGAGGGGGAUGAAGGGAAGCACGGGCGCUCGGGCUGCAGCACGCUGCCACCAGAGCCGUGCCGGUGAGCCCCCGAUCCCCCUGCCACCAGCCCUGUGAGCUGUGUUCCCGGCCUCUCCACAGCCUCUGCUCCUUCCUGCUCUGCCCUGAGGGCAGGGAGGGCCGGAGGGAGGGCAGCCCCAGGCGGCUGAUGCAGCCCUGCAGGAAUGCGGUGCAGAAAGCCAGCCUUGGGAUCCAUUUCCCUCGUGGGUCAGGGGGGCAGGCGUCGCUCUGCAUCCACAGGGGGGGUCAGAUUUCAGGUGAGACUAUUUGGAGGCUUGAUGCAACCUGGGCAAACCUUCCCUGGAGGCAGCAGGUGAGGCUGGAGCUGACCGGCGCUGCAGAGGCCGCAGCCUCGUCCCCAAGAGGAGCGUUGUGAAGUGGAUGCAGCAGAUCAGCCAGGCCAUCUGGACGGGCUCCAGCUCCUGCCCCUGGCUCGCUGCUGACGCUUCAUUAACAGCUCCCUCCUUUCAGCUCCCGUCUCCUUGGCUUCUGCUGCGAUCAGCUGGGCUGGAGUUUUGUUGUCCUGGUUUUUUUCCAAGUGGAAAUUAUUUCUCGUUUCUUUUAACAAUCAGGACACAGAGAAAGAUGGGAGAGGAAGGAAUUUCUAGGAGAUGAAAGGGCUGGAUUAAGGACACUGCUUUCGCUUUGUUAUCCCUCUAGUGCAGCUAAGAAAUUCCUUUCAGGAGGAGGCUUUAAUUAACUACGUGUUUCUGACAGGCAAGGAACCUGCAUCGGGAGAUAGCUCUGGUUUCUUGGGUCUGCUAACAACUCCGGCUGCAGUGUCAGCAGCACAGAUUCGCAGACGCAGGCUCUCAGACAAAACUUCUCACCAAACAUUUCAAAUUGCUUUACAAAGGCACUGUCACCCCACUCUGGGAAAGAAGGCACAGCAGAAAAAAAAAAAAACAAAAAAGACAGAAGCAAGGCGCGUGCUGCCGGCAGGCACCGUGUGCACUGAACCACAGAGCCACGGUGGCUCAAGAUGUGGGGCCGGGCCUUGGUGUAGAGGAAUAACCCAGGGCAGGAGGCAGCAGAAAUAUCUCCAGUGCCUUCCAGACCAAGCGCCCUUCUCACACACCAGGAGAAUCAGGGGAAGAGGAAAGAAAGAGGCCUGGUGGCAAACCGGGACAUUUAGAAAGCAUUACGCUGCUGUAUCUGCAUCCUGUACUGCCGCAAAACCCUUCAGGAACUGAGUCAAUCAAAAAUAACAUUGGGGGCUGAUUUUUAUCCAGAUGAACUCUCUCCAAGUAUUUUAAGGCCACCAGCAAAACGGCCUGCUUCUGGCUUGUUUAACCCUUCUGCUGAAACCUGCACCAAGCCCGAAAGAAGCACCAGAGAACAACAACCAUCCCGGCUGUGUCCUGGGAGCCUGAGGUGCAGGAGCGGCCGUGGUACUGAGCGCCCCGUGCCCCGACCCGCUUCUUCCUUCCUGCAGCCUCCUGCGGGGAGCUGGGCACGACACAGCAACGACCCGCGCGGAUUUCCAGAGGAAGUCCCCCUGCGUCUCACACAAUGGCAGUAAUUCCUGCAAGGGAAACGUCUCCCCUGGUCCCUCCGAGAACCACGUUUGCCUUUUUUAAUGCCGUGUUAAACAGGUAGCUCGUACCGAACCCUUGCCUUGCUCCUCUCUCUCCUGCCUUUCCACCUAAUGAACUCCCAGCUGAUAAACACACGCUUACUGCUGCUGCCGAACGCAUGCCUCUGCUCCUAGCCCUGGGGCUGUGAAAUGCUAAGUGGUUUACCAAUUACUGUUUUCAUAAAUGAUCGUCAUUUUGCUUUUUCAUUAUCAUUUUAAAAGGUUCCCACCUCUUCCAAUGCCCCGAGCCACCGCCUGCAGCGGGGCAGAUGUCUUGGCUCCCAGUGACAGCACACAGCAGAUCUGGCUGGUGGUGUGCCAGGGGUGAGAGGGGCAAGGAACAUCUGGCUGCUGCAGGGAGCAGCCUGCGAUGGAGUCCAGCCUGCCCCCAUCAGGAGGCAGGUCCCCGUCAGGAGGCUUUCCCAUCCGAUGCUAUCAAUGCUAACGGCUCCCCUCUCAACACAAGACCUCGCUCUCACUCGUGCUUUGGUUUGUAUUUUACAAGUUCUGGGCCUCUCCUCUCCUCCAGCUUGAGGAUUUCCUGGGAGAUGCUACCAAACACUUUCUCGGACUCAUGUAAAUUCAGCACGCCGCGGCUCUGAACAUCAGCUGUGACCGCCCUCCUGCCCCUGCUCGGGGUCAGGCAGCGGGAUUGCACUGUCUGGUUAUAAAACACCACCUCGCGUAUUGAUAGCUCUGUCAUAAAUCCUUGUGCUUGGAUUUGCAAUUUCAUGUGACAGCUCUUCCCAGGCGGCGAGGGGAGUUUAUCUCAUCUCCCUGACUUGAACCUCUCCGGCUUUUCAGUUUUGCUUCAUCUCAGAUCUGUAACGUCAGAGCAGCAGUUCAACACUAUCAUCGUCCUCGCUGAAAGGGUAAGCAGAGCCAUCGCCGUGGGUUGGGCAGACAUCUAUUCCUGUUUAUUCCUCCUACCCCCUCCAGCAAAACAGCCUCUUGCCCUCCUCCCGAGCCCCCGUGCGCAGCUAUCCACGAGCUACAGAUCUGAGCUGAAACUUUUGUUCCCGUUCAGAUUCAAGAGGAAUUCAAGUUCCAGCUGUCUCUGCCUUGUGCUAAUGCCUGCUCUGAUAAAAGGGAAGCCAGGCAACUAACACCGUACCCUGAGGCUGGAUUUGUCUCCCUCGGGGCUCCUGGCUGUUUCUGGCUGACACAGAGCUGCCUGCAGCUUCUUAUCUUGGCCAGUGGGAUCUGCCUGUUUCGCUGAGCGUGCAUCCACAUCCCUGACCUCUGCACAUUGGCUGCGGCCAGCCUGCGAGCCUCUCUGCUUCCCCGUCACGGGGCAAACCCCGCUUGGCCCCUCCUUGUUAUUUUUGGCUGUGCUUUUGUCUCUGGGAUCCUCUCAGCUUUAGCAAUGAAAACCAAACCACAGAAAGCUGCUGCCUUGGCCUUUGGCUCGCUGCGAGCAGCCAGAAUGGGCAGAGGCUGAAGGCUAAAACCUCAAAUUAGCAGCGUGGUGCUGGAAUUAGGCAGGACUGACCAGGCAGCCCAGAUCUUUCAUUUCAGCAGGAGGAAGCCUGCAGGGAGAGAGGUGGCGGUCAUCUCGCUUUGGAUAAAUGUCCACUUUGUUCUAAUUAACAAGAAAUCCAACGUGGAUAACAAGCACUUAGGUAAUUGUUGAGCUAAGUGUUCCUGUAAAGGCAUGCCUGGCUUUGGUGAGCAGCUGAGAAAGGGAAUUCACUCUGCUGCCUUCGUUAGAAAUUCACACAUGUAAGAGAAAACAGCCUGAGAGUUGGGAAACGGGGGGUUUGCUUGGAGCUCAGCCUCAGGCCGUGGCUCCACGUUCAUUAAUACCAGCUUGGGGCAGCACCGAGCUCAGGGUAGCACUGCUCCGAUUCAGGUCAGGCAUCAGAAUACGACAGCAAAUUCUUUCCAGCCAUCCAGACGGACGGCACGAGCAGUGCACAUCCAGACUGAUGACAGCAAGACCUGAGUCACCACCAAGUUGCCUUGAUGAAGCUGCUCCUAAUUUAUUUAUUUUUUAACUCAAGUGAUCGGAUUCAGCACAUAUCUGUCUGUUGUGCUACAAACAGUCGUGCUGGGAUAAUCAUUGUGGGGAGAUGUAGGAGAUGCUGCCUGAGUCGGCGCUGCUGCAGAGAGAAUUACUGACAAUUUUUGACCAGGGGCUCAGCAGGGGGGGUAGGGAAAACGUUUAACUUUGCCACGUGCCAUUUUCUUUCCCUGUAGAUGAGAAGUGAUAGCAAAAACAGUUUCUAGGAAGAAGGGAGGUAAAAACAGAUCAGUAGUUGGAAAAUACCAAUUUUGCCUGAAAAAAAGGAAGUGAGACUGAUGUGCAGCUACUGCCCAGAGACACGAGCAGUCAGGCACUCAGCCAGGCUGGAGGGUCAACACAUCACGUCUAACAUCCCAAAUGAAAUCACGCCUGCCCCUCAGGCCAUUGCAAGGGCUAAACUUCACUUAUUACGCCAUUUGAUCAAUAUAAACAAGGACAAAGAGCUGAGCAGCAAGCAGAGCUCCAUCCUCCCAGUCUGGAGUUGUGAAUACGGAGACCAGGGAGCUACAGGGAAGGGUUCACAACUCAGCUCUCAGUUAAGGCUCCUCUCUCCAGGGUGCAAAUCGGAGUAGUAGCUAGGUGCUAAAUAAAUAUUAAUUUCUCACCUAAUGAGAAAGUAUUCGGUGAAACAGCCAGGGAAAGGCUUUGGCAGUGCAGUAACAGAGGCUGGUGCUGCGCUCAACCCCCGGGGAUGCUGCGGUUCUACUCGUACUGGGUAAGGCAGGACCUCCAGCUGGGACAGACGCAGGAAAUGGAGCUCAUUACUGAAAUGCAAAAGCCUUUCAGGGUUAAGCCACUGUUAAACAAGCCAGAUUCAUUCCCCAAUCGCAGAAUUUGCCUAGCAGCAGCCUUGGAAGAUUACUAUCUUUCUUCAUAACAGUGAUGUUGCAGACAGGAUGGUUGAAGGAUAGUUGUGAUGCAGAGAUUGCAGGAAGAAGUAAUUGUUUGCUUUAUAACCAAGGGCUGAACCCCAUUUCCACGCCUAGGCUGUUGAGAUGGCAGUUCCCUGAUUUUACAUUAAUUACUACAUCUUCCGUUUAAUUUAAGACAUGUUUUCAAGCGGUUAACGUCUCAAUCUUCCUUGUAAUUACACGGAAUGGUUAGUACAACUCCUCGGCUACAUCCCUGGGUCCCCUGAGUGCCCAUCCCCGCUCGUUUCCAGCAGCCGAGCACUCACAGAACUCGUCCUUUCCAGAGCUGCUGCCUCCGAAUGCUCAGCCCGAUAAUGAGCUGAUUGCCAGGCUGCACGUCGCUCACUGCUGCAGCUCCUGUUCUGCUCCUUCCACCUAACCCUUCAGCUCAGGGGGGCUGGGAGACCACCCCUUCUUUGGGAUGGGAACUUUCCCAGGCUGCUGACAUAAAAAGGGAGGCCCAAACCUCAUCGAAACCUGGCGAUGAAGGCUCGGUAAUCAAACAGGCAGGUGCGGGUGAUGUGGACGCAGGGCGCUGAGCGCGGUGCUGUCACCACAGCUGACACGCGUGCGGCAGGGAUGGAGUGGCUGGGGUUUGCCGUGCCCCUACAGCUGACAGGGAGGAAUUACAGCUCCCCUCACACGCGAGGCAGUUUCACAGAUGAACAAUAUUCAAGGAUGCAAAUUAAAAAUAACGCUGUGCUUUAGGAACUGCUAAGGUUAAACAGCAGGUUCUUGCUUUGAAAGCUGAAAGAAAGAUGGUUCCUCUCCCAAGAAAGGGAGUAGGAGCCUGUCUGUGCAGGGAAAACGUUUGGAAUAGCAGCAGCCCACCCGUUUCCCAUGCAAUCUCUGCACUUCAGGACCGGAUUAGGCAUAAUCACACAAAGGCACUCGCUGCAGAUGACUACUCCCUGUUCCCAACAGCUCUCCUGCCUUAACUCCAUCAUCCCGGUGCACAAACGGCAGCUUGUUUGGCAGCGGUAACCCCAGACAGAUGAGCACUAAGAUUUACCCAAGAUGUAAAAGGGAAAGGGUAUUAAGAAAAUAUUCUGUGACUGAGAAACGCCGCCUUUCCCACGGGCUGUGUGGGUUCAGAACUGCCUUAUACACCACGGCUAUCUGCUGGGGAGAAACCUGCCGGGCAAAUCACUGACACAGGUAACCCCGGAGACUCACUAAAACCCCCUCAAGUAAUAUAAACGAUGAACUGGCCCCAUCCUGUCUCCAGUUCUUCAGAGCCCAGGCAAAGCACGCUGCAGGUCUCUGUCUACCCGGCGGUCCACUAGAGGACAACCUAAUAAUGAUGAACGGCUUCGGCUGACGUGGUGAAAGGCCCGCACUGUCUGUCAGAUUUGCUGCUGUCAAACCUGACUCACAGCCCAUGCUGGGCUUGUUGCUAGCACGUACACGGGGCCUCGUUUUUAAUGGUAGGUGUCACUUCUGGUCCUGAUUGAUACAGACUUGCAAAGCCCCCCCACAAUAAAAUAAAAAAUGGUCUCUACGGCUGGUGUCAGCCUUUGGUGCUACAGAUAGAGGGAAGGAAAGGAGAUUUCCGGGCAGAGAUCUAAGUUUUUAUGAAGUAAACCUAAUCCCUUACACUGCAGUAAACCACAGAGAAAGCUGCCUGUUGCUGCCGGUUUUCUUGCAGACUUCUGACACGACACCACACUUCAGCACAGGAAACAUUUGGAGGUACGGAAUGAUCUGAUGGCAACAGGUGAUAGAUCAAACCAUAACGGAGGAACGCAGCCCAUGGACUAACAGCAGGCAUGACAAAAUCAUCAGCUCAGAGCCACAGAAAGUGCAGGCUGCUGCUCUGACACUGCACCCAGAGCAGGGCACUCUCUCAAAACCCAGGGAGAGGGUUCUUGCCUGGUAUUUUGGAGGCCAAAAGGAGGGGAGCACAAACAAAACCUGAGCUAGAAAUCAAGCUGAGUACUGGAGCUAGGAAACAAAUGAGCUGUAAGAGCAGAAAACAGCAGAGGAUUAAUUACAAGUGAAGCAUCUCAGGUGGGAAUUAGAGGCAGAGGGGUGAGGAGGUCAAAACAACAGCUUUUGGAGGGCGAUCUGGUGCCCCGACACCCCCCAGCCCCACUCGCGGGGCCUUGCCUAUGACUCAGGGUCGAAAAGGGCACGUGCGUCUGCGAGAGGAAAACCCACAGCGAAAGGCGAGGGAGCCGAGCUGCUUAAAAGGCAAAAGCCGGUCCUCCUCUCCUCCUGACGCCAGCGAGAGGAGGCUGGCUGGCACGGGAGGCUGCGAGCCCCAGCCGGCCGUCGGGGGGGCUGCAGGAGAGCGAUGCGAAGGGGCGCUCGCCGCAGCCGUCGGGAGGCAGCGGCCAGAGCUCGGCUGGGAGCCGGCGACCCUCGGCUGCCCCUCGGCGUCCUCCGGGCACCUCCCAGCCGCCGCCGGCUCGGCUGCUCCUCGCUGUCAGUACCUGCUUCGGGCUCGGCGGGGCGGGCGAGCGGAGAGCAGCGCUGCCGAGCCUCAGCUUCAGCCUCAGCCUCCCGCAGGACGGACCCCGGCGCCUCCGCCGAGCCCCCGAGGCCACCGCUCGCCCGCCUCGCCCCGUGCCAUGGCCCCCGGUAACUCCUCCAGGAACUUCUCCGCGCCGGAGGCUCGGAACGGCUCAGUAGCAGAGAAGCCAGCACCGUACACCAAUGUGAUCAUGCCCAGUCUCUUCAGCAUCAUCUGCUUCCUGGGCAUCGUGGGGAACCUCAUCGUCAUCUACACUAUUGUCAAGAAGAAGAAGCUGAAGUGCAAGCAGACCGUGCCUGAUAUUUUCAUCUUCAACCUCUCCAUUGUGGAUCUCCUCUUCCUCUUGGGCAUGCCCUUCCUCAUCCACCAGCUCCUAGGCAAUGGCUCGUGGUACUUUGGAGCUCCCCUGUGCACCAUCAUCACUGCCCUGGACACCAACAGUCAGAUCACCAGCACCAACAUCCUCACCGUGAUGACCCUGGACCGUUAUCUGGCCACGGUCUACCCUCUAAAAUCCACCUACGUCCGGACUCCCUGUGUUGCAGCUCUCGUUAUCUGCUUGGUGUGGCUCCUCUCCUUCCUGACGAUCAUUCCCGUGUGGAUGUACGCAGGCCUUAUGCCUCUGGAGGACGGGACAGUCCGCUGCGCUCUCCUGCUUCCCAACCCAGAGACUGAUAUUUACUGGUUCACCCUCUACCAGUUCAUGCUGGCAUUUGCUGUGCCGUUGAUUGUAAUCUGCGUGGUCUACUUCAAGAUCCUGCAGCACAUGGCCACCACCGUGGUCCCAUUGCCCCAGAGGAGCCUCCGGGUACGUACCAAGAAAGUCACCCGCAUGGCGGUUGCCAUCUGCUCUGCCUUUUUCAUUUGCUGGGCCCCCUUCUACAUCCUCCAGCUGGUUCACCUCGGCAUUGACACCCCGUCCAUGGCCUUCUUUUACGCCUACAACUUUGCCAUAAGCUUGGGCUACGCCAACAGCUGCCUCAACCCCUUCCUCUACAUUACCCUCAGCGAGACGUUCAAGCGCCAGUUCUUAGUGGCCAUCCGCCCUGCAAAAGAGCCAUGUCGCAACAGCAGCUCCGUCAACAACAACAGCAUGACAGAUGCCAGCGUAUGCCUAAAACUGGCACCAGAAUCCACUCAGCAGACCCAGUUUCUGGAGGACUUUUCCCCACGUUCACUACCCGUGACCGUGGCUGUUCACUAGGGGACACUGAAGUCACCGCAGCAGAAAGCUUUCCGAUCUGUGUGCUUCUGCUAGGCGGAGCAGCAGCUUCAGGCAGUUCUUGGUGAAGCGUGUAACUCCAGGCUUCCACCUCCAGGAGCCCAGGUGCCUCCCUUCUCCAUCGCAGGGCUCCGCUCCUCCACUGCCCUGGGUUUCCCAGAUGCUGCACGCUGCUGCUUCUUUCCACCCCUGCACAGCAGGGCUCUUGUGUCACACAAGACAUCGGGCCCCCAGAGAGGAUGAAUGGAAAAGAAAGAAAGGACAGAAGGAUUUCAAGAGGGGAAUGUUGCCCUGGAAGAGCAAAACCUCGACCAACAGCACUGCCCAAAGACUCCCCGCUUCUUGGCAUGGCCGGUGUUCUAAGCACCAUGACAAUGUGGAGCCUCUGGAUUCAAAACUCGAGCCUUCAAAAUACAACUUUGUGUACCUGUUCUCUGUAUUUGAGCUGGGGACUUCAAUGCCUGUGCUCAUAUCCUGGAAGCAAAUUGAAGUGAGAGCAAUUUUGGGGCCAGGUGUCUCACCUAGGUCUGCCUGCUUGGCCUUUCGGUCCAGCACCAUCUGCCUCCAGUGGGCUGUAUUGUUUGGCAACCAAGGUACUUUCAGAAAACGGCUAAUUUUGAUGCUAAUCCUAACUAUUUCAAGCAAAAUCAGGCAGAUAGAAAUUGCACUGCUUCAAGGGACUGCGAGCAAUUCUCAGAACUACUGCUGCUAACACCAGACUUGUGGCUUUUCAUGCCAAUGAGCCGAUUUUCACACUGCUAGUUCCUCCUGCUGCUCGUGCCUCGCAGUCUGCAUGGCCAUCGGGGAACCCCAGGUACAGGGCUUUAAACCUGACUCUGUAAAACACAGCGGGCAGAGGACUGUGGAUCAAGAAGAUGUGGAAAGGCAGCUCAGAGGAAGCAGAGGUGCUUACGCAGCUUCUUCAAAAUAAAAAAAUGCUUUAAAAGUUAGAGGGAAAAUUAAAUGUCUAGUUUGCAUAUGAGGCUUUAACAGUUGAAGAUUAGGAAAUUGCUUUGCUCUUUACAAAGACUAGAGAAAAGCCAGCACAGAUCUGCCAGAGGCAGGGGAUUACACUGAUCGAGACUCCUGGGGAAUAGUGCAGGCAUUGUUAAACACCUUGUCAAACAUGGAGGAACUGUUUGCUGCAGAUUAAUUUAAUAUAAAAAGGCAUUAAAAACAUCUCACAGCAGAGAAGAAUUUGUUACCACACUUCUGGUUUCAUGCUGCCAGCCACCCACGAUACCCCCGGAACAGAAAUCCACCCUCACACAGCCGAACAGCCAGACUGCCACCUGCACAGGACUUCUGAAGCCUUCAGGUGCACCCAGUGCACGCAGUGCGCUUGCAGAUAUUUUUAAACACAGCCAGUGUUUCAUUCCACACCGCGCGGAGAACAAACAGCCAUUCACUCACCUCUAGCGAUCAGAGCAGAUCAGAACAAACCUCGUAACAGGGGCCCUGCAUUUCUACUCCAGGCUCUGCCAGCUUCCACCCCC
This is a messenger RNA of Anas platyrhynchos (mallard), 9790 nucleotides long. Its product is annotated as melanin-concentrating hormone receptor 1. Gene Ontology annotation, molecular function: melanin-concentrating hormone receptor activity; neuropeptide binding. Gene Ontology annotation, biological process: neuropeptide signaling pathway. Gene Ontology annotation, cellular component: plasma membrane; neuron projection. Lineage: Eukaryota; Metazoa; Chordata; Aves; Anseriformes; Anatidae. The record is from RefSeq and is a predicted model, not a curated record.